CUGUACAUAUUAGCCGGCUUGCACUCCUCACCCCCAACCAGAAACCCCACCCAGCCUCUCUCUUACCACAUCCUCCAUAGCGAACUUCGACGCGCUGUUGCGACAACCGACAAGAUGGUCAUGGCAAAGUUGAAAAGCCCGUUCAUGCAGAAUCUGCUUGCAUCGAUUAUUGUUGCUCUCCUGCCUGGAAUCUAUGUCGCCCUCACUGUUCUUGGAGCCGGAGGCGGACCUGCGAAUGCGACGCGCAUGGCCAACAUAUCCAAUUCUGUCCUUUACGCCGUAUAUUUCGUCUUUGGCCUUUUCAGCGGCUCAGUCGUCUCGACUAUCGGUCCGCGCUACACUUUCCUUCUUGGCUCCUUCGGAUACCCCGUAUAUGUGGGAAGCAUGUGGUAUUUUAGCAACACUGGUAAGAUAUGGUAUCCGAUCUUCGGAGGCGCAUUGCUGGGCAUGACCGCUGUUUUGCUCUGGACUGCGGCCGGAUUCAUCGCCUUUUCAUACUCAACGGAGCAGAAAAAAGGCGCCUACAUCUCAAUGCAAUGGGGUUUGCUCAGUGUUGGGAGUACAUUAGCAUCUCUGGUCGCGUUUGGAAUCAACUACAACGCCUCUGUUGUCAGCUGCCCUGACUCAGUAUACAUCGUUUUCAUCGUUUUGAUGUGUCUGUCCUUCUUCGUCGCGUUUUUCGGCAUAGUCAAGCCUUCGGAGGUGAGGCGAGAGGACGGCUCGGCCAUAACGCAUCAUCAGCACAACGGAUGGCUCGCGGAACUCAAAGGCCAGCGGAAGAUCUUCACAGACUGGCGUAUGCUCGUCCUCAUUCUGCCUAUGUUCGGCUCUGAAAUUGCCAUCAUCAUUUUCUCGACACUGAACUCCUUAUACUUCGAUGUCCGCGCUCGCAGCCUCAAUUCUUUGAUGUUUGUGAUCAUGCAAGCUGUGGGUGCAUUGGCCAUAACACCUCUGCUUGAUAGCGCAAAGAUUGGCUCCAGAAGGAUGAGAGGUCUGAUCACCACGACCGCAAUGGGCAUUCUGACAAUCGUCACAUGGAUUGGCUUGUUGGUUUGGCUUGACAAGAAUCCACUGGAUCCCUUGAACCCACCUCUCUGGUCAUGGAGUCAAGGUCCUUAUGGCGGAUUUCUUGUCUUGACCUUGCUGCUUGGAAUCAACAUGGUUAUCUAUCAAGUCGUGGUGCAAUGGAUUGUUGCGGCCCUGACCAACGAUCCAAAAACCCUUGCUCGUUACGCUGGCUUUGCCAAAGGAUGCCUUGCAGGUGGGCUUUGCGCAACCUUUGGCACAGAAGCUGCCGGGACUCUCACGCAGAUGGAUGUUACAGCUUUCUGUCUUUGUCUACAAGGGGUGGGGCUAAUCUGCAUGUUUGUCGUAUGCUGGUUCGGCGUCAAGGAUACCAACUAUGGACUGGAAGAAGGGUCUGUUCUCCCUGACGGCCACGAUUUGGACAAGAAAGGGGACACUGCCGGUUCUUCGCCUACCCUGUAA
Molecule: messenger RNA, 1488 nt
Organism: Periconia digitata
Lineage: Eukaryota; Fungi; Ascomycota; Dothideomycetes; Pleosporales; Periconiaceae
Source: the annotation of a GenBank genome assembly